Messenger RNA from Pungitius pungitius (ninespine stickleback), 1208 nucleotides. RefSeq names its product calcium and integrin-binding family member 2-like. Gene Ontology annotation, cellular component: stereocilium; cell periphery; cytoplasm. NCBI's taxonomy places the organism in Eukaryota, Metazoa, Chordata, Actinopteri, Perciformes, Gasterosteidae. The transcript is spliced from 6 exons. The record is from RefSeq and is a predicted model, not a curated record. Gene Ontology annotation, biological process: calcium ion homeostasis. Gene Ontology annotation, molecular function: magnesium ion binding; calcium ion binding. The coding region runs from base 146 to 709 and encodes 187 amino acids.
CUAUAAAUCACCCUCCUCCCCUCUGCGCCGAAUCCGAAGGCUGGGACCCGAAGGACACAAAGGAGCAGAACCUCGUGGACGUGGUGAAUGGGCUGAAAGCGACCUGAGACCAGCGGUGGCGUCCGUGUGAUGGGAGCCGAGCAGGAUGGGAAACAAGCAGACGACCUUCACCGACGAGCAGCUGGAGGCCUUUCAGGACUGCACCUUCUUCACCAGGAAGGAAAUCCUGAGGUUACAUGGACGAUAUCGUGAACUCGCUCCUCACCUGGUGCCUCUGGAUUACACCAACAACCCCGACAUCAGGGUUCCUCCCACGCUCAUUGUCACUAUGCCGGAGUUCAAGGAGAACCCGUUCAGAGACAGAAUAGUGGAAACGUUCUCUGAGGACGGAAACGGGAACCUGAGCUUCAACGACUUCGUCGACAUGUUUUCUGCUCUCUGUGAAACUUCACCCAGAGAACUCAAGACCAUCUACGCCUUCAAGAUCUACGACUUUAACAGGGACAACUUCAUCUGUAAGGAGGAUCUGAAGAAGACCCUGAACAAGCUGACCAAAGGAGAGCUGACCCCAGAGGAGGUAACACUAGUCUGUAACAAAUCCAUGGAAGAGGCCGACCUUGAUGGGGACAGCAAGCUUUCCUUCUCCGACUUCGAGAAUAUGGUCUCAAAGGCUCCGGACUUCCUCAGUAACUUCCAUGUACGGAUAUGAGACAUUUCGGCAGCAGAGGACGAACGUGCCACCUCGUCUUCAGGCAUCCUCCUGAGAACUCAGACCCACCUCAACUCAGUGCCUGUCCUUUGUGAGGGUCUUAUUCUGCUCUGGACUCAGAGGGCAAGCAGUAAAACCCCUUUUCCUCUAAAGAGGUUUGAAUGGGGAUCAUUUUAUACAGAGAGAGGAGCGAUCUCCACCGAGGAUCUCUUGGCCAACGGGGCUUUUCUGACUUCCGUGCUUUGCAGAAAGGUCGGAUCCAUCGAAGGGAUUCAUUAUCAAAAGCACAGUUUUAAAGGGCAACACGUGACGAGCUCUGCAGCGGGUCUCUGCUCGUUACAGCUGUUCGCUUCCUCGUUCUGGUGCUCAGCGACAAUCAAAGUAAACUGUAGUUCAGUUGAUGGAAGGGCUCUUUGUCAUCUCACCUGUACACGGCUUUGAUUAAUCUCUUUCCCCGAAGCUUUGUUCACUCAUGAAAUAAAUAAAUAAAUAAAAUAUA